AUGCCUGAAUUCGAGAGUACUAUAUCUCAAAUAGAUUACCUCAUCGGCUGGAUAUGCAUCCUCCCAAGCGAGUACAAUGAAGCGAUCAAGAUGUUUGACGAGAUAUACGAUUCGUCCAAUAUCGUCCAAGGUCAUAAUGACAAGAACAGCUAUGAUGUUGGACGCAUUGGCAAUCACCUCGUGGUCAUGAACUGCCCAGCAGCUGGAACCUAUGGCCAAAUUCGUGCAGCCAAAAUUGCAUCCGACAUGAAAAGCACCUUCCCGGCAAUUCGAUUCAUGCUCCUUGUCGGGAUCGGAGGUGGUUCACCAUACAAGCAGGAUGUCCGCUUGGGCGAUGUGGUCCUUGGGACUAAAGUUGUCCCUUACACACAGGGAAGACAAGGAGACCGCGGCUUUCUGAUCACCGGUUCGACCAAAACACCUCCUCCAAUACUCCAGACUGCAAUUACUCGUCUGGGAUCAAGGCUGGUACAAGGCUUAGAUUUACAGAAAGCCAUUGAAGAUUUGGGAUCACAGACAAUUCCUCGCCCUACAAAGGACAACCUUUAUCGCAAAGACUAUGUUCAUGGAAGUGGCUGCGACUGCCUGAAGGUUGAGGCUGAGGCUUUUGCAUCUAUUUCUUCUCGUCACGCCCGAGAGAAGAAGAAUCGAGUCCAGAUGCACCAGGGCGUGGUUGGGUCUGGGGACCAGGUCAUGAAGAAUGUUGAUCAUCGAGAUCAAUAUGCCGGAUGGCUGGAUAUCAUAUGCUAUGAGAUGGAAGCAAUCGGUGUCAUGGAGACAACCUCUUGCCUCACAGUCCGUGGUAUUUCUGAUUACUCAGAUGGCCAUAAAAAUGACGAGUGGCAUCCCUACGCCUCACUAUCAGCAGCUGUAUGUGCAAAGGAGCUUUUAAAGCUCAUCUCAGCACAGAGUCUUGGUUUAUGUGCGCUGGAAGUCACUCAAGAAGAGAUCGAAAGAUCUGUCAGAGGUGCUAUUGAGGAGGUCAAUUUCUCUAUGAAUCGACAUUCAGAACCACAAAAAGAGUAUAGAACAGCAGAGCGCAAUCUUAAUACUAUUGUGGAUCGAUAUGGUCUGCUGCAGCAUAUGAUUGCUCCAGGGCUUCAAAAACUAGUCGAACAAUCAGGCCCAAGGGAUUCAUCGGAUGAGGAGCUUUGGACCAGGGUAGUUGCACUGGAGACGCUGCAGAGAGCCUUGGAGGAAUCUCUAGAUACAAUCAAUACCAACGUUCGCAAGCAAGCGAAAAGUCGAGAUACAAGCGACGCUAUGCGUCAAAAUUGGAAAAACUUGAAACGUGAUGUUGAUAGGAAAGCACGUUGGGUAUCUGAUGUCUCAAAGAUUACUCGAAAAAUCAUUGGGGCUGGUGCAUCGAGCUCACGUCGGUUCUUCCUCAUGGUUGGCAGAAAGGGAGGCCGAACCUUUCAUGACGCCGGUAAAUCCAUUCAACAUCAGUCUCGGAUAGCUCUCGAGCAUCUGAAACAUCUCAUGGAAGGAUUCAACCAUCGGUUUCGUCUUAACAAGAAAGAGCCGCCGAGUCAACCUUCGCUGGAAGCAACUCCAUCGGAAAGAACUGCCAGCUGUGAGGAUGUUACAUCCGAGAUGCCUGAUUCCGAACCAGAGCUUCGACCUCCCUUCUACCAUGGUCUUCCAACCCUAUCUCCUCCUCCUUCACAGGAGAAUCUCGAGCGAUCACUCGACAAUUCCAUCUCCAAGGGAGAGUCGUCCAACAAUCUUACCAUCGACCAAUGUGUCGGGUCCUCAAUAUUCACCGCCGCCACCAAAGCGAACACCACCAGUGAUACCACCAAAGAGAGAAAAUUGGCGAGGUCAACCCCUUACACCCCGGGACUCCGAAGAUGGAAACACAUCUUCACGCUCAUCUUCUACCAGGCCAAUGCAAUCAGCUGA
Messenger RNA from Penicillium malachiteum, 1905 nucleotides. RefSeq lists its product as uncharacterized. The record is from RefSeq and is a predicted model, not a curated record. Gene Ontology annotation, molecular function: catalytic activity. The coding region runs from base 1 to 1905 and encodes 634 amino acids. Gene Ontology annotation, biological process: nucleoside metabolic process. The transcript is spliced from 2 exons. Lineage: Eukaryota; Fungi; Ascomycota; Eurotiomycetes; Eurotiales; Aspergillaceae.